CUCAAAACUUGUUAAGCGGUCGCUAUUGGGGCACACCCGAAGAAGAAAUAGCACAAGAAACUGAAGCCACGCAAACGCCAACGAUUGAUCGCGGUUAUGAACUUGUUCAAUAAGGUCUAACAAAGAUUUCUGCGUGGAAGAAAGGCGAAGCGUCAACAUUGUUUGAGUUCAAAAGGACGACGUUCACGGUCGUCCUGUCGGACUGAACCCCGGAGAGCAAUCGCACUUUUCUGGCUGCUUCUCACUUAGUUCCAUUCCGAUAUUGGGACAGGCGGUCAGGAUGGAUCCCGCCCUACUGAGGGAGAGGGAGCUCUUCAAGAAGAGAGCUUUGUCCACGCCGGUUGUAGAGAAGAGACCAACUCCGUCAGACUCUGGAUCGCACAAGAAGAAGAAGGCCAGAAUAGAAAAGGAGGCCUCAUCGGGGUCCAAACAGAAUGCUGAGUCUAGCAACGGCAGUUUUAACAUCAAGACCAGCUCCGGCUACAAGUUUGGUUGUCUUGCAAAGAUAGUCAAUUACAUGAAGACAAGACAUCAAAAUGGCGACACGCACUUUCUGACACUCGAGGAAAUUUUGGAUGAGACCAAACUUCUUGACAUCAGCAUGAAACAAAAGCAGUGGCUGAUGACUGAGGCUUUGGUCAGCAAUCCAAAAAUUGAUGUCCGGGACGGCACCUACGGCUUCAAACCCAAGUACAACCUGAAGGACAAAAAAGCUUUAUUGAGGCUGCUGGACAAACAUGACCAACUGGGCCUGGGGGGCGUGCUACUGGAAGAAGUGGAGGAGGGGCUGCCCAACUCGGCAAGGGCCAUCAAGGCUUUGGGGGAUCAGAUCACAUUUGUGACCAGACCAGAUAAGAAGAAGAUUCUGUUCUACAAUGAUAAACACUGCCAGUUUCUGGUGGAUGAAGAAUUUCAGAAACUGUGGAGGAGCGUGCCGGUGGAUUCCAUGGAUGAGGAAAAGAUUGAAGAGUACCUGAAAAAGCAAGGCAUCACCUCCAUGCAAGAGUCAGGCCCGAAGAAAGUGUUACCAGUUCAAAAGAGGAAGAAGCAAGCCGGUCAGCGAAAGAGACACUUCAAGACGCACAACAACCACUUGGCAGGCGUACUGGAGGACUACGCGGACGGAGUGCCAGUCAAAAAGUCAAAUUAAACACGGACCGCUCACAUACUGUAUUAUCUUAUUUUGUUCCUCUUGUGGUCCUUGUGAAUCGUGACUACUUGCCGGAAUCCAUUUUUAGCUAUCGAGCCGGAAGGAUGUUUGAAGAGGGGGGUGGGGGGGGGGGGGGGGGGGAAUAUUCAAGAGCCUUUUUUCAGACGAAGCCGUCAUUGAAGGGGCCGACACCACUUUGCGAACCAAGCCGGGCUGAAAUGUUUGUAAAUAGUUUGCUUUGUUAUACUUUUAACACCAAAGCGUGUAUGUAGAGGACUUUAACUUCAGCAAUGCAUCGAGACAGUUCCAUGUUGAUGAUUCUCCACCCUUGUGGGGGGUUUAAAUGACUUUUUUGUCAUGCAUCACGUGUCAUCCAGCGUGGAUCAACUUUGUCAACAACAGUUAAUUGUUUUACUUUGCAGGGAAAUUCCAUCCUGCUUUUUAAUAAAAUACUCCAAAAAAUUUGACGUUUCUAAGACCUUCUGAAAUUGCCUGGAAUUAUGCAUUCUACAUUUUGUCAAAUAUAAAGUGUAAGGUGUCGCACUUAAAGCUAUUGUGGCUGGAGGUGAAAUGUGGAAACCUGCUCAAUUAUCUUUAGCUAUUAAAAACAAACAAAAAAAAAAGAAAAUACCAGGUAACCACAGCAACACUAAUGGCUAUUUAGCCACGUU
Syngnathoides biaculeatus (alligator pipefish) is the source of this 1821-nucleotide messenger RNA. RefSeq names its product general transcription factor IIE, polypeptide 2, beta (gene gtf2e2). The coding region runs from base 281 to 1150 and encodes 289 amino acids. The transcript has 8 exons. The record is from RefSeq and is a predicted model, not a curated record. Gene Ontology annotation, biological process: transcription initiation at RNA polymerase II promoter. Lineage: Eukaryota; Metazoa; Chordata; Actinopteri; Syngnathiformes; Syngnathidae. Gene Ontology annotation, cellular component: transcription factor TFIIE complex.